UAUCUAUAUACAUAUGUGUACACGCGUACAUAUAUACACAAGUUAGCGCGUAAGUUUUAAUAAAACAGUAGAGAGAAACGACAGAGGGAACUUGACGAUUAUUCGUCGCGAAGUGUGCCGGCAUGUACGAACGGUGAAAAAAUACGGACACACAAAAGCUAUUUCCAUCGAUAUCGAAACCAGACAGUAUUUUAAAUGAGCGUAGAUAAUGAUCGUUAGUCACGUAUGUCUAUUGCGUACCGUCUAACCGUCGGUAAUCAGUUUCUGUUCGAGGCUUUAUCUUUUUUUUUCGCCACGACUGCAACGGUAUUUUUUUCGAAAAAAAAACAGUUGCCUAAAUACGUCACUGUGCUCCAACUUGAAAAAUUGGCAAAAACCUGGUGUGACCUGUGUCAUUUUUUUUGUCGUUGUCGGGUGAUUUACCGUUUGGAGAACGAAAAUUUAAAACAAACCUUAACGUUACAUCAUACAAAGCCAUCAAUUAAGCACAACUGCGCUUCCGCAAUUAAAUUUUUAUAACGACUUGUUGUUAUACACUGAAAUCUAUCGAAACUGCACGUAUACAUUUAUUACGCGCGAUUAAUUUAACGCCGAAAGAAAAAAAAGUCCUUCGAUUAAAUGUCAGAAAGCAACUCUUCCUCUCGUCGACUUUACUCUAGAUCGAAAGUGACACGAAGUACUCGUAUUCAGACACGCACACUCACACAUGCGCGCACUCACGUUCACGCACACACAUACGUACACUCACACGCGACACGUUUAAUAAAACAAAAAAAAAUUAUCGUUAUCGAUGUCUACGAUAAAUUGUUAAACCGACGCGGCGCCGAGUCUCUCAGAAUCGUCGCCGCACGGGCCGAUUUGUAAUUAACGUUUAACGUUUAAUAUUUAUUAUUUUUUUGUAAUAGCAUAUACCGUGUAUGUGUUUCCCGUCGUGAUUACCCUUGCCAUUUCCUCUUUCCUCUUUCCUCGUACUUCGAUAGGAACUUUAAGAAUAACGAAUUCUCGUGUCGCUUCUCACUCUCUCGUACCUUUUAAACGCCGGGCGCUCCGUUACGCGCCCGGCGUAUCUAAUUAAUUAAUUCCCUAAUACGUUGUACUUGGUCCGAUUGUUUAACUGCAUAUACGAGCUAAAGUCGAUUCUGGCCGUUGUUAUCUGUGAGAGACUGUGAGACACCUACUCCGCUUCUCAUGUCGGGUGACGCCGCGACGUCUCGCCCCGUGAUAUCGAGUGUCUUUCGCCCGUUGCCGCGGUAUUGCGGCGUAACGAAACAAACAACGAACGAUAUAAAAUUCAGCGUGGGAAUUAGUCGAAAGGGGAAAGAAGAUACGAGAAAAAUUUAUAAACGGGAAAACGGCCGAGCUGCCGACAGCCUCUGGCAUACCGCAGGAUUUUUACAUCGGGCGGAGACAUUAAAAUGCAUUUAUUGGAAAAUCCCUCUAUCGACGCGGAGCAAUUAAUCUCGGUGAAAUUAUAAAAAUAAAGAUAUCGUAUUUUAAUUAAAUUACGAAAAUCGUCGCGGAAACUGUAAUAAUUGGAUUAUCUCGAACACUCGGGGGCCGAGAUUCCGCGACGCAGCCGUCGAAUUAACCCCUUCCGCUCGAUACUACGAUUGUCCGGCAACUUUGCAUAUAUACGCGAUGGUCGGAUACGCGAAAGAAACGUAUCGUCGACCAAGGACUGGCUGUACAAUAGACGCAGCGAGUCGCAAGCCGCAAGACAUCGGCCAAUGACAGUCGAUUAUUAUUGUCAUAUUUGACUGUGAUUGGUCAAUUUCUUGCGACUUACGACUUGCUGCGUCUAUUGUAGAUUCAGCUUAACAGCUUCUUAAAAACGCGACGAUACUUUCACUCGGGACUCUCGGUACACGGAAAUGUCGUUUAAAUCGUCAGCUCAAGUAACUAAAUGUAAAUUUUAUCGCGGGGGUAACACGAUCGCUGAAAAGAUGCUCGCGUAAGGUAAACUUUUAAAGUAUAUAGAUCUAUUAAAUAUGCAAUUAGAUCGCAGAAUUUCUCACCGACGGAAAUUAUGUGAUCCAAAUUUGUGUGCGCGUUACGUGUUUGAUAGUAAAUUUUACAUCGUAGGAUAUUUACAUGACAUUGUUACGUAGGGUAACGUAGUUUUAGGUAGGCAAAUUGUUGUGUGAUUGAAAUAAUUUCUAUCUUCGCAUUCCUUUUUUCGUAUCUGAGAUCUCGAUGAAAGAGUUUCGUUGCACCGAGAGUCGCGCUGUACGUUAACACGCGUUGCCGUCGGGAAGGGGUUAAAGGGAUCAAAGAGCUCGUAGCUUAACCAUGUGUACACACACGCUUCUAUGCACAUUAUUGUGAAUUGUAAUGAUUAUUGUAAAUCGCGGACAGACGUUAUUAAAACGCUGGAAUGAAAUUCAUGGCAUUUCCUCGACCAAUAUGAGUUAAUAGCUGGCCUGUUACUUUUAGCGCGUAACGCGUCCAGCGGCGAGCGUGAUUAUUAAAAAACAAUUUUUCUUUUAACGUAUUACAUUUAUAUGUUAAAUACAUUAAUGUUAUACAUUAUAUUAUACGCAAUGUAUGUUGCGUAUAUUUUUUGUUGAAUUGAUUGCAUUUCAACGAGGCUGCGUUAAAUAUAAGCAUCAAUUUAUGAAAGGCGAUAAAAGGAGUAAAAAAUGUACGCGAGAAUACCAGAUUUGUGUAAAAAUUAAUUUUAACUCCUGCAUUAAUCUUUUUCCUAUUGCAAUGCAAUAUCGUUUAAAAAGUAACAACGGGACGGGAAAUUUUUUUAAUUAUGCCAAUAAAUUGUGGGAGAACGGCCAAGUUUGACUCGUCCCCCAAGUGCUGGACGCGACAUCUAAAAGCGACGGGCGAGCGGAACUCGGCGAAAUAAUUUACGAUUUGCGUACGUCGAGCGGCGACCAACGUCACGUCGUGUAACAAAGAGCAAUAAUUCUCACCCAGUUGAAGAAAAUUCGAUCGAGAGCUCUCGCGAGUGAUGCGUUUUAAGCGAUCCUCGGCGUAUCGCGGAGGGAUUUUUGCGCAAAAAAACUUCUUACGCUGAGGAUUAUGUAAAGAAGAAGAAAGAUGCGAGCGAGCGAGCGAGCGAGAGAGAGAGAGAGAGAGAGAGAGAGAGAGAGAGAGAGAGCUCGGUCGAAUCGAGAGUGAGAGAACAAACAUCGAGAUAUGUAUACGUCGCGUCAGAGAGAUCGAUUUCUGAUGAAAUGAUGCACCGCUUGCAUCACUAAAAAAAAGCACACACGAAGGAUGCAGCGCUAAUCGGAGAGACGAUCACGCGCCGUUUCGCUCCACAGCAAUACGAGACUCGCGCUCUCCGCGUGGUACAAUUUCACGCAAUAAAAAGAUAUAGCAUAAACGCGCUCUCCCCCCCCCCCCUCCGGCCACGUGAUACACGAGAUUCGCAGUUACAUAUAUUACAUAACUACGUAAUUGCUUGAGAAACGUGCGAACGGCGUGCUCCGGCGCGCGAUCGUCUCCAUUGAUGGCUCAUUUCCGGCGUCCUCCGCGCCGGCACGGGGCGAAGUCGUAAAUCACACGUUUCUUUUUUUACGGCAACGCUCCGCGAGACGGCCGCGCGGCGGAGGAGGCCGCGUUUCGCCGAAUGGGUCGUCAUUGUUUAGCGCGGAGGAGAGCAUCCCCCCCCCCCCUUGCGUUACAUCGCGCGUACUUUUAUCCAUCGCGUCGGUCAUCCCGUAAGCGAACGCGUCUCCAUCGCCGUACGUUUUCCGCUUUCGCGGAUUAUAACGGAGCUGGAUCUUCGCUUUCGUUUCUCAUCCUAGUCCUCCGUUCCGAUCUCGUCCGUUCUACCGUGCCCGCAAGGAGGUGAGGAGAAUCAAACGCAAUCUCGCACGAGAGAUUGCUCCUGGAUGUAUUUCGAUGAAAAAAUAAAUUUAAAAGUCAUUUUCGACGCGACGUAUAUCGAUUACGGCGAGGCAGCUCGGAAGUGUUGCGAGAUAAGGCGUUUUAAGUCUUACGGGAUGACGAAUAGUUACUUUUCUUCUUUUUCCCUUGAACCACGAUAAAGCUUCGAGCUUCGCCCGGUAUACCGAUGGAUUAUCGAGCCCGAAUGACGUGGAGGAGUCGAGCGUCGUGGCACUGGAGACGGUAAUUACACCAAGGUUUCAUCAACGACUCGACGGUUAAUUUUAAAACCUUUUGUAUGUUUAUAUGCAGUUAAAUAAUGUGUACAUAAUUAUGUAAUUCUGUGUCGUAAAAAGAAAAUUUAAACCGAUCGUAAAUACCUACACGUACCUCGUUAGCGGAAAGCAUGUGCUUCGAAUUAUCCUUGUAAUUUCGUAAGGUGAUUAAACGGACCUUUGAAAGAUCCUUGUUGUGUCGUUGAUUGCUGUGUCUGUACACCUAAGGGCAACUUCGGCAAACUCCGAUUAACUUAAUCGGCGAUUAAUUCAGCCGACCGAGUUGCUUAAGCAAAAUUUCGAACUUUGUAAUUCGUUAUCUUCAAUCUAACUUUCUCUUUCAUAUUCCUAAUUCAAUCUCUCAUUUUUUUCAUGCCGGGUAACAAAACUCAAUAAUCUUAUCCACGGUAACAGAAUAGUACAGAGAUUGCGUGACAAAUUAAUUGGCGAUUAAUUCGAUCGACAGAAUUGCUUAAAGCAAAAUUUCCAACUAUAUCAUAUUUCUUUCUGGUCUUUUUCCUAUAUAUUAAACAACACAAAAUUAAUAAAUAUGUAUUAAUAAAAUAGCACACAUCAUUUGAUAAAUCAAGCGGCAAAAUCAAAACAAAAUGUCCAAUUGUACAUAAUUCGUCAAUAAUUCUUUUCUUUCCUCUGUCUUCUCUUAUCAUAUAUAAAACAGAAAAUUAAUUUCGUCUAUAGUCACAGAAUAACAAGUGUUAUUUCUCUCAACUAAUAUAUGAUUAAUCGUCGAAUUAAUUUCAACAAAAUUAUUCCUUCUCUCUCUCUCUCUCUCUCUUUCGUACGUUAAUCGACAAAAGGUCCCAUAUACAGUAACAAAAAGGUGUUUCUUAACAAGUCGUGGAUUAAAUUGAUCGGAGUUUGAGGCCAUCCUAAAAACAUGAAUCCGUUCUCGCGACGCUUCCUUUUCUCGUAGUUCGUGACACGACGAUAACGGAUGUCAUUAAAUAUUCGUCGAAGAUUCCGUUCAGCGAUCAAAGCGAAUUUCCAUACUCUCGCGAGUAACGAUACCUCGCGUAAUCGUCGUGUCGCAACGAAAUUCGGUUGAACGAAUUUCGCGGCGCCCCCGCGCGCUGAGCAUGCGCCCGUUGAAGUCUCUACGGGGAAGCAUGGCCGCCGCGUAUCGCGCGGGCGAGCCCGCCGGGCAGCGAACGGUACACGCGGCUCCAUCUGGCGGCAACUCUCGCAACCCCGUAGCGAAUCGGCCGACUCCGUCGGUAAUACGGGCCGCCGCGUUUACCGACGGCGACGUAGCGCGCCGUGAGUAGCGUCGCGAUUCAUUCACCGUCCGUAUCACUCGAUGCCCGCUCGCCCAUCGGGCUUCUUUCCGUGCCUAUGCCGUUGAAUUUGGCGGUUAAAUUUUCAAAGCCCAUGUGACGGAUAACCUGCAAUGGUCUGACAGAUUGUUUUACGAUGCUGGGCACCGCCGGAAUAACCGCCGUACACGUUAAGAAACUUGGUAAGGAGCGAGAGAGGACAAUUGGUCAUUCGGGAAAUUUAAUACGAACGCACACUUACUGCGCGUUUUCCCCCUUUACCUUGGCAUUUCCUUCUUCAGGCCACACCAUCGACGAGAUACGACUGCGAGCUCUGGAUAAUGUUAUUUCCAAGUACGAUUUAGGUUUCGCGUGUGAUUGCGAUGCCGUCAGGAAGGAGAUAAUCCAGAAGCUGUUUAAUUGGUUCUCUUUCGAGACUGCACCACAGCCGGAGAAAGCACUGAAUUUCUUGUUGCGACUGUUAAAGGUAGAUGCAAAGAGUUACUUGAAUGCAUUCGGCAAGCUAAAGUUCCAAAAUGAGCUUUACGAAUUGAGGAGGAAGCUCUCCUCCGAAUGGUAUGCAAAAUUGGAUGAGAUUGAAGAAGCAGUUCUGCAUCUAGAAAGGAAUCGAGAUGCUACGGUGUGGUCAGAGUCUGAUAAAUGUCGAAUACAAACACAAGAUCGUGUUAGGUACACGAAUAACAACUGCGAGAGGGAAGACUACAACGAUGAGAAUGAUAUUUUCAAUCUCCCAUCUAUCUUGGACAAUACUACACCAUUUGACGUAACGCUGGAACAUGAGAACGGUACGCGAGUCUCCAAAACGGUAGAAGGUGGUAUCAAAUGGCUAGUAAUGCCGUGGCAGCCGCUGGUUACGUCGGACAGAGGAGUGCUCACGGCAGUUGAAGAAGCUCUUCAUAACGCGGUCGACAUUAAUCAUAUACUGCACACAUGUCAGUUUAUAACCAACGUUAUGAUGCAGGACUUUCCAGCAGAAGUUUUCCUUCAGCGUCCGGCAAUAAUUACGAUACUUCAUGGUCUUCUCAAAUCGAGCACCAACAUGUCGGAAACUCAUGUCGCGUGUAUAGUUCCGACUGUGUUAAAGACAUUGCGUAAACUAACGCGUUCUCUGAGGUUCCGCAUUUAUUACUACUGCGAGCCGUGUGUGGCGAAUAAGAAGCAAAAGUUACUGGGCGGCAAGUUAGACAGUAACGUUUACACAUCCUCGGAAGGUGGUGACGGUCCGGAUAGUGGUGUACCCGAAGCAAACUAUCAAGCAUAUCAAUCGGCAGGGACCAGCGAUAGGAGUCAGAGUGUCAGCGAAAAUGUUGACGAUUCUGUCCUACAAUUGCAGCAGAUGCUUCUGCCGGUUUAUUGUAUAGAAUCCUUGAAGCACGUUCUCACCCAAUUAAGCAUUCCUAUCGAUUCCAUAUUUCCUCUACGAAACAUCAAAUACGUCACAGAUCUGACGCACGAAUUAGUGCAGCUGUUGACAAUUUGUGUAAUGCCGAAUAUCUGGCUCUGCAACGACGGUAUGGCAACGAAGAUAAACGAUGACCUGAAAGCUCUGUUGAAUUUAAUGGGGGAAGUGAUGGAAUACUUUGGAAGCUGUAGCAAUGUAGAUUACUUGAGGAUAACGUACUUGUACCUUACUACCAUUAUUACGAGGUUGUUGAGCAGUAUCGUGCCAUUAGAGCUGGCGGACGCUGUCAUACCGAAUGCUUUGAAGGCAUCGAUAACAAGUGCUGUAAUGGACGCACCGAUAUAUCUAUUGUACCCAGCGUUGCACUCUAUACUUUUAGAAUAUGCUCGCCAAUUUCAAGGUGCUAAUCAGACAGCAUUGAUAAAACUAUUCGACGAGACCAGAGCCGUUGCAAAGUCCAUGCAGUCAGCUAUCUGUGUGUUAAAAAAUUUAUCGGAGCAAUCGCCUUCGGAAACUUUGAGAAUGUUACACGCAUCCAAAUUGAGCUUAUCGUACCAUAAGAACUUAACUGUCGUUAAAAUGGCUGUAAAAUUUUUACAAGAUAAUCCGAGGUAUUCUUUCAAUGAUGAGGAUCGUGCACUAGCAACGAAACUGACAUUGAACCUAUUAGCAAACGCAGACGUGGACGUCCGAUAUACCACAUAUGUCGAAUGCUACACCCUGGUCAAGAAUAUUCUAGGAGUAGAAUACAAUAAACUGUCGUGGGAAAAUCUGACGUUCCUGCUUGAACCAAGUGUCUUGACAGAAAUUAUUUCUUAUGGCGCAACUAGCGAGGAUAGCAGAAUAAACGAGAUGUCGAGAGACAUAUUAGUAUUUAUACUGAAAGGAAAGAUACAAAUGGGCGAAACUGGAUGGUUGAGAGCUUUGGAAGCUCUCGUUCCCGUACUGUACCUUUUGCAGUGUCAUGCUGAUACACAUACACCCUUGGGACAAUGUAUAACUAAAAUGUUUGAUCCCGAUAUUUCCAACAAUAUACAGUUGCCUUUUCUCGAGGUGAUAAAGGGCAAUUUAAGAUUUCUCUAUUCACCAGAUAGCGAUAUCCGGGAAGAAGCGUUAUGUCGGUUAAUCUGGCUCCUUGGGAAGGAAAAGGAUUCUGUCCAGAAAUUGCCACGUUUGUCGUCUUUACACGGCUUGCCUCUUAGCUCACUCUGCAUAUUUGAACGUAAAAACUUCGUUAAGCGAUCAGAAGGCAAUUAUCAGAGGAGCAAUAUGUUAUCUGUGCUGGAAAUGUUGACCGAACCAAAUGUCGAUCCGAAAAUUCGAAAAUCUGCAUUAGUACAAAUUAGCGUGAUGCUUUCCGACACUUCGUUGCAUAAAUUGUUCAUUAAUCAAGGUGGACUGCCCUUGAUUUUGGAUAUUUUCAAUAAAGCUCUGGUAGAGAAGGAUUAUGUAAAUUAUCCAGAUUCUGUAAUACCGAUAAUCAGCAUAUUAAAGUUACUCGCAUUUUUUGAAUGCACCAUACGACACGAGUUAUCUCUCAGCUCUAAUGUUCUUUUUAGUAUCGUAAGAAGUCUCUUUUUGUUUCCAAACAACGAAUGUAUAAAAUCUGAUGGCGCGCAACUAUUAUGCUUACUACUCUACAGCGAAUAUAUCAUAAGAGUUAACGAAAAAGAUGUGGAAAACAACAUUGCGUCACAUAUCUCGUUGCCAUAUAUUGUGACAAACAUGAAAUUACCGUUUGUGUGCAGAUCUCAUUGGAAAACGAGUAUACACAGGCGAUCUGACAUAUCAUUAAUUCAUGGCAGCAAUCCAAUAGUUUUAACGUUCAUUAGGCAGUAUUGGACCUGGGAAUCGAACGGUGGCGUAAACGUGUUGUGGAAAUGCUUAAAUGACUUGAAGGAUUCUGAAAUUGCGCAAAAAUUGAUUAUUCUAGAAAAGGACCUUCUUUCUUUACAAUGCAGUUUUCCACAGUAUUGUUGUCAACAGCAACUCUACAACAUUCAAAAUUCUACUAUGCACUAUAACGUUAUAUGCGCGCUGGAUUACCUCACAAUGUAUCUGAAAUUUUACAAAGUGCUGCAACGUAACGAUGAAAAGGAUAUCGAGUCACUGCCAUGGGAACAAACGUUCGAGCGAUUUUUAUUAUCACAUCCCACGAGUAAAGAGGACUGCGACUUAUUCGUGGACGUUCUAAUCUUUUUACAAUUGUACUUAAAUAUUGCAAAGAAGGGAAAAUGUUCGUGGAUUAGUAGGAUUAUGAAAAACAUGACGAGAUUGUUGGCAGAUUUAUUUAAAAACUUAGAAGUUGACAAUCAGAAUGUACAUCAAUCUAUAUUGAAAUUGGUACGAACGUGUUCAGCGAUCGAAAAAAUGCAGAAAUCUAACGACGAACCUAAGAACACUUGGAUUCGAUUUGUGGAGUUCGUUGUUUCAACGUUAUGUUUCGGAGAUCAACAGCAUUUCUACAAUCUCGCAUAUCUCGAUUGGUUGUUGACGUGUUUGACGUAUCUGAUCGGGCAAUGCGAAUGGGGAAAGCAUAAGAAUCUGCUGUUGUCUCUUUGCAACACACUUAUCGAACCUAUUGUGUCCUUUCAUGGUGCUGGUACUGUUAGUUUUAUGGGUUUAUCGAUAACAAGAAACUCGAUAAUAUGUCUUAAUCACUUGUUGCAUCAAAUGCAAAUCAAUUUUAAUAAAAGUUCGUGGAUAGUAUUUUGGUGCGAGGAGGACCGCUCGUUAAAUUGGCUACCAAUGUUGUGGCAAAAUAGAGAUCCUUUGGUUCGCGCUUCGGCUUUACAAUUAUUGGCAGGUCUGAUGAACACAGUUCAUACUGCGUCGCAGCUCUUCAACGCAAUCGCCAUGGCACCGAGCGAUUUGUGUCACACGUUGCUCCAGUGCAUCACGAGCGGAGACGAAUCUUGUUUAGUGAGAGAACAAGCGUGUAUCGCGUUUUGCAACAUGCUCAAAAACUGCAACUUUAUGACUGUUCAAUGUGAUGAUUCUUUACAACCUCAAGCUGUUCUGAUGCAUGUCGAGCAAUGCAAUAUCUAUCAUGAGAUCAGCGUUUUGUGUUCCAAUAUCUAUACGUCGACUACUUUAGAUGCGGAACAGUCAGAAUCUCAAGGAAACGACAGCAAAGCAACCAUCGUACAAAGUUUGCAAUCUAGUUGCAUUUCAUUGGUACCGCGCACCGUAUCGCACUUGUACAAUUGUCAGGAUGAAUUACAACUUUUUUCCGGCAGAGUUUCGGAAAUAACAGAUGUGGACAAUCCUUUGCAGUCAAUAGCAACGCCUUCGCUUAUUACAGCUGCUUGUAACUUGUUGAACAAUUUAAUAUUCAUCGGACAACACGAGGUGGUUCGGCAAGUCUAUGAAUAUUCCAUCGACAAGUAUUUAUUCGGGUGUCUGACCGAGAUCCCGAAGGAUAUCAGAAGCAGGAAGAGCCUGAGUCAUUAUUCUGACACACUGGAAAUGUACAUCUCCAUCUGUACAGUCUUAACAAAUUGCAUCGCGCAUAGCAACGAGUAUGCAGCCGUCGUACUUUUUUCGGCAGACUCGCUUUAUAUUCUAUUUUGUUUCUUAAAUAUCGACUUAUACCAGUCUACUGAAUCGCGCCUGAUAUAUCUGCGCAACAGACUUUGGACGGAGAUCUAUAACUUCGUGGCAGUGCUCACGUUAACGGAGGAUCAACAUUUCGAAGCCAUUCAGAGCGCGUUAGAAUUAUGCGGGCCUGAAACGGUCAUGGCUUCCGUUUGUUUCGCGAUAAAAGACUCUAUGACAGAUCUGAGAAUGAGCGCCAUUAGUUUCUUAGCUUUCCUGCUGUCCCACGAGAUUCAGAGAGAUUCCCUGGGAAGAAGUGACACCUCUUUAUUGCAAACCGUGCUCGACACUAAUGUGGCACACGUCUCGAUUGAGAGCAAGGACGGCAGUUUGCGAGACGUCAUAUCGAACGUUAACAAAUUGUCUAUAAGAAACGCGAACGUGCAUUCCAGAAAAUCAAACGAAAGCGAAAGGGAUUUGCUUACGAAAGACGACCAGCUACCGAAUCAGGGACAAACUACUAUAGGAGGCGAAUUAUGUGGACUAUUACUGCAUCUUUUCAUCGCUCACAGUUACGCGAAAUCCAAAAAGAGCAGUAAACAAUCGCAGGACAAAGAUCUUAUCGUAGGCGCCCUUGCUAAUCUACUGUGCGUGUCAAAGAAGGCAAAGCAAACGGCGCUACGGGGCAGUCUUCCCGAGACCGCGUUGAUGAUCUUAAAAGAAUUGUACGUCAAGCUGAAUCUUCAACCGUUUGAACUUUACAAAAAGCAAGCGGAGAAAAAGACUCAUCCUUUGUUGCACGAUGUGAAUUGUACCUUCAUACUACUGAUAAACUUCAUGUACGGAGACGUGCGUGUCAAGGAAAGUCUGACGAAGAAGGGCUUGGCGGACGUGGUGCACAAGUUGUGGGCUUGGAUAGCGUUGAAUAAAACGGUGUCGACGACUGCUUUAAAAUUGCUGGCGACAUUCACAACAAAGUGUAAUGCUGCCGCCCAGUCCUUAACAUUAACGACGAUAUUACCGGGGAGUGGAUUGAGGAAAACGCCAAAUACGCUUGCGUUGAUACACGUUGUCAUACAAGUAACAUGCAAAGAGAUCGAGAGAGCCGGCCAAAUUUUCGAUAAUCACAAGAUGCACUUUGCCUUUCACAUUCUGCGAAAUGCGGUGCACGUUCACGAGUGUAGAGUCUGCAUUUCGAAGAGUAAUCUUCUUCAGCUUUUCACAAAGAUUCAUCCCACCAUUACUAAAAGGAUAAAGCCGUGGCCGUUGGUGGAGAUAUAUUGUCUGGAAUUUUUAAUAGAUUUUACUUAUUACGAGGAAGGACAGUUAUGCGUACCAAAGGCCACUGAUGCUCUGGACGUUUUGAUGCACUUGGCCAAAUGUUCUUCGUCAUCGAGCAAAGUUCUCGCAAUAUCGAUAUUGCGCAAUUUAGCGUUCAACGUAACAAACAGGCCUCGGCUUCUUAGUUCAGUGGAUUUUAUCAAUCUGCUGCACGACGUCUUCAAGAAUGGAUCGCCGUGCGAGAUCAAUCUAGUUGGAUCCAUGCUGUGGUCUCUGAUCAGCAACAACCAAAAGGGAAAGCUUAUCGCGCGAAGCGCCGGGUUCUCGCAAAGCAUUCGGGAGGCCCUCGGCAGAUUUACGUUGUCGAGUAUCGACGCCAGUAAACAGGAGCGAGAACUAGUCAGGGUUCUGCAAUACGUGCUCACCAUUCUCAGUCCGGUCGAAGUGAAGAACAGUGGCGUGCAACCUAGUUGAUACCUCGACGAAUGACCAAAUGUUGUACAUACUUAUUUCCGAACAACGUUAGCUUGUAAAAUAAUUCAAUUAUAUUUUUUAUAUAUGGAAUAUUGUAUAGUUACAUUGGAGUGUGCGUUUUUAAAUGCUGCGCUAAUGCAAAUUGUCAGUGUAGAUACACACAUGUUUUUGGAUAAAUAUUUAACGUCAUUA
Molecule: messenger RNA, 12302 nt
Organism: Vollenhovia emeryi
Lineage: Eukaryota; Metazoa; Arthropoda; Insecta; Hymenoptera; Formicidae
Gene: ana3
Product: rotatin
Exons: 27
Coding region: 5553-12110 (2185 amino acids)
Biological process (GO): centriole-centriole cohesion; ciliary basal body organization; centriole replication
Cellular component (GO): centrosome; ciliary basal body; centriole
Source: RefSeq, a predicted model, not a curated record